UAUGAAUUAAAUAGUGUAAGCAAAACCAAAAUUUUAUGCGGAUUUUAAUAAGAAUCAACCAAAAGAGUAUUGGGAUUAUGAUAAUUUUGAAAAUGAAUGGGGUGUAAGACUUUUAUUAAUGUUAGGAUAAUGACUAAUAUGAAAUUGCAAGAAAAAUUGGAAGAGGCAAAUAUUCUGAUGUUUAUGAAGGGAUUAGAUAUCCAUAAAAUUAGAGAGUAGUAAUUAAAGUGUUGAAACCAGUUAAAAAAAGAAAAAUAAAAAGAGAGACAAAAAUUCUGCUUUCAUUAAAAGGACACCCAAACAUUAUAGAGUUAAGUGAUAUAGUAAAAGACCCAGCAUCAAAAACUCCUUGUUUAGUUUUUGAUUAUAUAGAUCAUGUUGAUUUUAGAAGCAUCUUUCCAAAACUCACUGAUUUAGAGAUUCGAUUUUAUCUAUAUGAAUUAAUGAAAGCUUUAGAUUUUUGUCAUUCUAGAGGGAUUAUGCAUAGAGAUGUUAAGCCUUAGAAUAUUAUAGUGAAUCCAUAAAAAAAGUUAUUGAAAUUACUUGAUUUUGGUUUAGCAGAAUAUUAUCAUAUGGGACAAGAUUAUAAUGUCAGAGUAGCAUCUCGAUAUUUUAAAGGUCCUGAAUUAUUAGUUGAUAAUGUUUAUUAUGAUUAUUCAUUGGAUAUUUGGAGUAGUGGAGCCAUGCUUGCAUCAAUGGUUAUUAUAUAUAUAAGAUUAUAUUUGUAGAUUUUUAAGAAGGAGCCAUUCUUUUAAGGAAAUGAUAAUUAUGACUAAUUAAUAGUCAUAGCAAAAGUGUUAGGGACUGAAGAUUUAUUAACUUACGUUAAGAAGUACAGAUUGAAAUUAGAUCCAGUAUUUGAUAAUAAAUUGGGAAAGUAAAAUUUAAAUUUGAACCUUAGUUAUCCAAAAAGAGAAUGGUCAAAGUUUAUCAAUCAAGAGAAUAAACAUUUAUGUUCGGAAGAGGCAAUUGAUUUAUUAUCCAAAAUGUUAUUGUAUGAUCAUGUAAAUCUAAUUAAAUAUUAAAAAAUAGGCACUAAGAAUUACUCCUAAAGAAGCCUUAGAUCAUCCAUAUUUCUUACCUGUUAGAGAUUAGAAAAAAUGAAA
Paramecium pentaurelia is the source of this 1106-nucleotide messenger RNA. Lineage: Eukaryota; Ciliophora; Oligohymenophorea; Peniculida; Parameciidae. The record is from the annotation of a GenBank genome assembly.